Messenger RNA from Phragmites australis (common reed), 782 nucleotides. Its product is annotated as small ribosomal subunit protein uS8z/uS8w-like. The transcript is spliced from 4 exons. Gene Ontology annotation, biological process: translation. Gene Ontology annotation, molecular function: structural constituent of ribosome. The record is from RefSeq and is a predicted model, not a curated record. Gene Ontology annotation, cellular component: ribosome; cytosolic small ribosomal subunit. NCBI's taxonomy places the organism in Eukaryota, Viridiplantae, Streptophyta, Magnoliopsida, Poales, Poaceae. The coding region runs from base 139 to 531 and encodes 130 amino acids.
AUGCCCCUCCCCUACGAUCCUCUCCUCUCCCGGCGGCGCCCUAGGGUUCUGGCUCCCCUCUCCGUCUGCGCGAGCGGCAUAUCGACCUCAUCACUUAGGCCGGGAGCCGGCGGCGGCGAAACCCAAGGUUAGUCAAGGAUGGUGAGGGUUAGCGUCCUUAACGACGCGUUGAAGAGUAUGUACAAUGCAGAGAAGCGUGGGAAGAGGCAAGUCAUGAUCCGGCCCUCUUCAAAAGUGAUCAUCAAGUUCCUUAUUGUCAUGCAACGCCACGGCUACAUUGGCGAGUUUGAGUAUGUUGAUGACCACCGAGCGGGGAAGAUCGUGGUUGAAUUGAAUGGGAGGCUCAACAAGUGCGGGGUGAUCAGCCCUCGAUUCGAUGUUGGCGUGAAGGAGAUUGAGGGCUGGACAGCCAGGCUGCUUCCAUCCCGUCAGUUUGGGUAUAUCGUACUGACAACCUCUGCUGGCAUCAUGGAUCAUGAAGAAGCCAGGAGGAAGAACGUGGGUGGCAAAGUGCUCGGCUUCUUUUACUGAAUGGAAUUUUGUGAAAGGAUUUUGGAUUGUAGUAGGAUAUUUAUCUUUCGAUGGAUCCUGUCUAUUCCUAGUUACUUACAGGAUGCACUUUGGGGGUGGUGGGCCGUUUUGGUAGCUCUGAUAAAUUAUGCUUUUGUAACGUUUCAUUUAGAAUCUUGUUAUGUGCCUCCUGGCGGAUCUUGCCUGUAUUGGCUGUUGUCUUAAUUCGCCUGAUUAAUUUGUGCCCCGUUUGGAGCACAGGGCGGAUGAAA